AUGUAUUCGAGUACCCCAUCUCCUAUUACCCUCGAUUAUACCCUCCACGAUCUCUACAUAGCCAGUCAGGAAGAUGGCCUGAAUACCGUCCUGAUCUACUACCCUUUACAGUUUGGACACAACCAUGAGGGUAAAUCGGCCAAGUUUGCCUACGGGUACAAAGUGGAAGAAGAGGAUGAAUUUGCAACGUCCUUGACGAUGGCCGCCAACCUGGUACCACAGCGAUAUGCGUUCUCAGCCGGGAGGAUGCCUCUGGUCAUUCUGGACAUUAUUACACAAAGGAGAUUAGCUGGCGGAAGCGAAGGGGAUUCUCGAGCUACGGAUUCUAUGCCCGCCCAUCAUCUUGACAUCUAUCAAACCUUCGCUCAGCUACACCCCGACCAGCGGCCGAUCGUGAGUUUUGCAGAGGAUUCGGACCGUAUACAGUUAGGCUCGGACGCGAGGGUCGCUGUUCUAUUGCCUACCGACUGCCUAUCACAUUUACCACACCUGAUCUGCCCGGAAACGCACUAUGAGAUCCUGUCAAAACGUGGGCUAGCUGUGUCUGGAUUACCAACGCCGCCGUCUCGGGUCAUUGACACCAUUCUUGGCGACUCCGAGGAUCCCACUCUACUUACCAUAGAGAUUGCCCGGAUGACGGCGCCAAUUGACCAACAUCAGAUCCCUUUCAUCGUCAAAUUACCCCAGUCGAUUUCAGGGAUGGGCACCUUUGCCGUGACCUCCGAAACUGACCGAACGCGUAUAAAAGCCAUGCUCACGUCUCAGUUAGGAGCCAUGCUACGACAACUUAAUCAAACGAACCGGCAUCUUCAUCCCUGCUCGUUGGUCUUGCAAGACUUUGUUGACGGACCGGUGGUGGCUUUAUCAUUGUUCGUCACGAAGACCGGCAAACCCUUUUUUGUUGCCUGCUGCGAGCAACUAUUUAAUCACCACUCGCAUUGGAUCGGCGGGCGCAUCUCGUACCGGCGGCAGGAUUGGUAUCGAAAGACAUUUUGCGCGCUCAUGGGCAAAGUGGCUGCGUUCUUGCAUCGCAAAGGGUAUCAUGGCCCGGCGGGCGUGGAUAUUGUCAUCGAUCAACGCAGCGGGGAGCAGUUGGUUAUUGACCUGAAUGUUCGGGUUACUGGCACUUUUCAUCUAGGGCCUCUCAUGGGGCAUUUUACUCGGCGUGGGUUGUUCGAGGCUGCGAUGACUAGCGGACAUUUGUUUUGUACACGAGAUGAAUUUGAGGAAAUCUUUUUGGAGGAACUUCGACAAGGCAGUAUGAUUGUUAGUGGCUUUGUUCAUAAUGAGUCACAGUCAAAAAGCCAUGCUGCGAUUACUGUUGGAGCUAGAGAUCAUGAUAGUUUGCAGGAGUACCUUGAGCGGGUUAGGGCUGUUGGUCUGCAAAAUUAG
Molecule: messenger RNA, 1392 nt
Organism: Aspergillus fumigatus Af293
Lineage: Eukaryota; Fungi; Ascomycota; Eurotiomycetes; Eurotiales; Aspergillaceae
Product: putative solid-state culture specific protein
Exons: 1
Coding region: 1-1392 (463 amino acids)
Molecular function (GO): ATP binding; metal ion binding
Source: RefSeq, a predicted model, not a curated record